AUGUUCCUUGUAGCGCUCCCUUAUGCUGUCAUGCACGGUGGAUACUGGACCGUCCUGUCCCUGGUACUAGCUGCAAUCAUCACAUGCUACACUGGAUUAAUCCUUGUGGACUGUCUCUACGACACCAACGCUAUUACAGGUGAGAGGGUCCGGGUGCGUGAGACAUACGUGUCCAUCGCCGAAGAGGUCUGGGGUAAACGUUUCGCCUCAAGGGUUGUCCACACGGCGCAGUUCAUUGAGCUCAUCAUGACUUGUAUCCUAUACCUGGUGCUCUGCGGCGACCUGCUCUACAACACCAUCCGACACACUCCACUUCGGGAAAGCGCCUGGACCCUCAUAGCCUGUUUUCUAGUGCUGCCUUGUGCUUUCCUGCGCAACCUCAAGGCCGUCUCACGCUCCAGCUUCGGUAACGCCAUCGCCCACGUGAUCAUCAACGUGAUCAUACUGGGGUUCUGUUUCGCUCAGGCUCGACACUGGCACUGGAAGGACACGAGUCUUCGGAUCCAUAUCCACUACUUCCCCGUGUCUCUGGGGAUCGUCGUCUUCAGUUACACCUCGCACAUCUUCCUACCCAGUCUGGAAGGCAACAUGGUGGAUCGGCGCUACUUCAAGCGGAUGAUGCUAUGGACGCACGGUCUGGCAGGAUUCUUCAAGGCUUUCUUCGGCUACGUCGCUUACCUUACCUUCGGCCUCAGCACGCAGGAGGUCAUAUCGGACAACCUCCCAACCCACUCCUUCAGAUCUAUCGUCAAUUUAGUUCUUGUAGCCAAAGCGCUGCUGUCUUUCCCUCUUCCCUACUUCGCAGCCGUGGAGCUCCUGGAACGGGCCUUCUUCCAGGGCCGCCCUACAACCGUCCUCCCCUCCUGCUACUCCCACGAUGGCAUGCUCACCGUCUGGUCCAUUCCUCUCCGGCUACUCCUAAUCUGCGUCAGUGUUCUCUUAGCCGUCUUCAUCCCACAUUUUGCAAUCCUGAUGGGGCUUAUAGGAAGCGUUACAGGGACCAUGUUGUCCUUUAUCUGGCCAUGUUGGUUCCAUCUCAGGUUAAAGUGGCAUGAACUAAAAUUGUGGAACAAAGUGAUAGAUAUCCUCAUUAUGUUAGCAGGUGCCGGGUGCGGUUGUAUAGGAAUCAUCUAUUCAUUUGAAGCUCUUGUCAAAACGUAUGUGGAGUCAUAGCUAGAGUAGAUUUACCAACCGUAUUAAGCAUAGAUGUAAAUACCUUGAAAAUGUUUAUUACAGUGAUAUAAAUUAAGAAUGAGAACUGUCACGUACGAGUUGUUAGGGUUAUUAGUAGUGCAAUAUUCUGUCAUUGUUUCUUGAUGCCUGAUUCUUUUGAAUAAUAAUGUAAACAUUCACUCCAUCCAGUUGAAAUCAAUAUCAUCAGUCUCAUGUUUUCAUGAGGGCAACAUUAUCAGCAAAAAUUAGAGUCAAGCUUCGAGAUAAACAGAUAAAAUAUGCUGGAAAAUUAGGUUACAAUCAAUAGCUGGCUACACAAGUAAGUAAGAAACGUAAGGAUGCACCUAAAAUACGU
Molecule: messenger RNA, 1528 nt
Organism: Strongylocentrotus purpuratus (purple sea urchin)
Lineage: Eukaryota; Metazoa; Echinodermata; Echinoidea; Camarodonta; Strongylocentrotidae
Product: vesicular inhibitory amino acid transporter-like
Exons: 1
Coding region: 1-1173 (390 amino acids)
Biological process (GO): amino acid transmembrane transport
Cellular component (GO): vacuolar membrane
Molecular function (GO): amino acid transmembrane transporter activity
Source: RefSeq, a predicted model, not a curated record